AUGAAGACGUCUCUCUUCUUCUUGUUUCUCGUAUUCUUCACUGGUGGAUACUCUGACCCUUCAUCAGGAUCAAGAGAAGAAGAAAUAUGGAAAGAAUACAACGAAAAAAGGAGAAACUACGCAAAAGAGCAUAGUAUCGCCAAUAUGUGGAAGUUGGAAUGGAGUGAGGAGUUGGUUGGCAAAGUGCACAGUUCUGCGACACUCUGUGAUGGAUUGAAAUCGGGUCCCAACUUUCGCUUGGCUUCCAAAGGAAACCCAUUUGGAAAGAAAAAGCGCCGAGAUGUCAACCAAAAACAAAGACGUGCUUCUGAGAAUAUGGACGAAGUAGUGUGGCCUGGGCAGAAAAUGGUUGGGUGUACACAAAGACAAUGCUCGCCGAGACCUAACACUGGUAUACAUACAGGAGGACCGUUCUACUCAUGGAGAAUACCGCCAAACGUUCGGACGAUUCCUCUAAUUUUAAGUGGCUUUUGCCUCGCGGGACCUCUUGGCAUCGACGAUAAAAAUAAAAUUGAGAAUGGGGAAGCAGGAUCGAAAUGUGAGGCAGAAGGUGGAAAGAAUGAAGAUGGAUUAUGCGUUCCAGCAGAUCCAAUAGUUGAAACCUCCACUUCGAAUAGCUCUGCUUCUUCCGUUGCUUUGUUUUCUUUUCCUCUCUUUCUUUUCAUUUACUUGUUCGAUUUGAUUUCUUUUCAAUAA
This is a messenger RNA of Caenorhabditis remanei, 696 nucleotides long. RefSeq lists its product as uncharacterized. The coding region runs from base 1 to 696 and encodes 231 amino acids. Lineage: Eukaryota; Metazoa; Nematoda; Chromadorea; Rhabditida; Rhabditidae. The transcript is spliced from 3 exons. The record is from RefSeq and is a predicted model, not a curated record.